UCAUUCAUAGUGCGCCGUCUCUCCUCUCCGCUUCCCCUCCGGCGUUCCCUCCCCUUCGUCUCCUCGCGAAGUCGCCCGCCGCCUGCGCCGAUCCCCAUCCCGUGAGCAGAGCAGGGGCGCCGCCCUCCGCCCUGCUGUUUCCGCCGCAUCAUGCAUGUUGAUCAAUUAAGGAGGCGCCAACAUUCAGUAUCAGAACUGACUUAUGUAAGGGAUGAAGACACAAAACUUGAGACCACACGGGCAAGGCUGUCAAAUGUUCUCAAAAGACAUGAAGAUUUGAAAGAACGCCUCUCAAGGGAUUCUGAUAAGCUGAUUUUUGAGCGGCUGCAGAGAGAAUUUGAGGCUGCACGAACUGCCCAAACCAAAGAGAUCUCAAUAGAUGAUGAGCAGUGGAAUGAUGGUUUGCUGGCAACCAUCCGUGAGAAGGUCCAUAUGGAAGCUGAUAGGAAGGCCAUGCCCAACCAAGCCAAUGCUCCACCUGACCCUCAACUCCAGUUGAGGACUGCAUAUAGAACUAAAAACAAGGUUAUCUAUUGUUUGGAUGGUGCGAGAAUUGGUAUACAGUACGAGACCUUUUUUGCUGGAGAACCUUGUGAAAUUUACCAUUGUGUUUUGGAAAGCAAGUCAUUCCUUGAAAAGAUGACUGUGAUCGAACACACCUUACCUUUCUUUCUGCCAAUGCGAGAAGUAGAAAGUGAUUUCCUAUCAUCAAAUGCUAUUAAAUUUAUUGAUCAUCUUGAAGAGAUUUUGCAGUCUUAUGUUGACAGGAGAGAGCAGGUUCGACUUAUCAAGGAGCUAUAUGGGAACCAAAUUGGAGAACUGUUCCAUAGUCUUUCAUAUAAUUUGAUAGAGUUUGUAAUGGAGGAUUUUGAGUGCAAAGUUACAGUCAGUAUCCGAUACUCAGAUCUAUUGUUCACCCUACCAAGUCAGGCCAGGGUCUUGGCUUGGCCGCUUCGCCCUUCCCGGGGAAUAUCGGUAGCCGAGCGCAGAUCUAGUCGUGCAGCAGCUGCUCAACUAGUACCAUUCCGCCUUCACUAUGCCGAGGAUGCACUAAAGACCUUGAGUUUGCCAGAAGCAUUUGCGGAGAUUGUGCUUAGCCUACCCCGUGCUCUGAGGCAGAUACUCUCUCCUCAGGAAAGUGAUUGAUGUUGUCUGCGUGGAAUUUGGUAAUGAAACUCACAUGGCAGCAGAAACUUUCGGUACUAUGCAGAAUAUUUUACCUCACUAACGGGACACAGAAAUAUUUGGCAGGAUUGUUCAGAAUAUUGUGGUUUAGUUGGUUACUGUCUAGAAAUUGCGAUUGCUGCGAAGCCAGUUGAUAACAAUAAACACCGCUUUCAGCAAAUUUGACAUAUGACUACCCGUCUGGUUUGUGCCGUCGAUGUAAUAUUCGUGUUUAGUAUUUCAUACCAUGACAGCAGAUAUUGCAUGGACAUGUUUUCA
Messenger RNA from Oryza brachyantha (malo sina), 1443 nucleotides. RefSeq lists its product as uncharacterized. The record is from RefSeq and is a predicted model, not a curated record. The transcript is spliced from 13 exons. NCBI's taxonomy places the organism in Eukaryota, Viridiplantae, Streptophyta, Magnoliopsida, Poales, Poaceae. Gene Ontology annotation, cellular component: Mis6-Sim4 complex; kinetochore. Bases 151 to 1146 code for a protein of 331 amino acids.